GACAUUUUCUUGACGUUUCUAGAGUAAAAAAGUUGACCAUUUGUCGGUAAAUAAAUUUAUUCUAAUUAGUUUUUUAGUCCGUAAUCAUUAAAAUUAAUACCAUGGGAUCAACUGGGCCUAGUUCAAAUCAUCCCAAACAAAAGCAUUCUAUACCAACUGAUAUUUUAGAUGAUUUGUGCAGCCGGUUCAUCAUAAAUCUCCCUCCUGAAGACAGAGGGAACCUCGUGCGAAUAUGUUUUCAAAUCGAGCUCGCCCAUUGGUUUUAUUUGGACUACUACUGCACCGACGAGACGACAAAGUUAAACCCGUGUGGUAUCAGGGAGUUUGCUGCACAUAUUUUUCAACACGUCCCACAACUCCGAGAGCACGUAAGCAGCCUAGACGCGGUGCUGGACAACUGGAGGGAGUACAAGUUGAAGGUGCCCACGUACGGGGCCAUCCUGCUGGACACCGACCUGACACACGUGCUGCUCGUGCAGUCCUACUGGACCAAGGCCUCCUGGGGCUUCCCCAAGGGCAAGGUCAACGAAGACGAAGAGCCGUGGAAGUGUGCCGCAAGAGAGGUAUUGGAAGAAACUGGCUUUGACAUAAGUAAACUAAUCAACAAAAAUGACUACAUUGAGGCUAUUAUUCACGAUCAAAUAGUCCGGUUGUAUCUCAUUGGCUACAUCCCGCGCGAAACUAAGUUCCAGCCUCGAACAAGGAAUGAAAUUAAAGCUUGCGAGUGGUUUCCACUGGCGGAUCUCCCAUCGAACAAGAAGGAUAUGACUCCAAAAGUCAAAAUGGGGGUCAGCCCGAAUGCAUUCUUUAUGGUGCUACCGUUUGUGAAACGCAUGAGACGUUGGGUCUCAGAACGUAAUUCGAAAGUGUUCAAUAAUAGUACACGAAGAACAAGGCACAAAUCUAUGGGCGACAUCGAGUCUACAUCAAGCAAGACUAAAACGAAAUCCAUUUCUCAGGGGCUUCAAAAUGAGAUACAAGAGUAUCAGCAGCAGAAUACCCCUCAGAAGACUUAUCCGAAGAAUAAUAACCAUGUUAACAGUAAUAAUGCUUAUGUUAACAACAAUGGCCAUCUCAACAAUAGUAAUAGCAGCAAUAAUGUGCAUGCCAACAAUCAUUCUCAUAGCAGUGGCCCAAGUACUCAAAGUGGCUCUCAAAGCCACGGCCACAGUCAGCCCAACCAUGGCAGUGCCUCUAAAAAUGGCAACAACCAAGGAAGUGGUAAUAAAAAGGAUAAGAAAAACUCGAAGCGUCAGCUGUUUACGCCGCAGAAUACUCAUAGCAAUAACUUUUCGCCCGUGCAAAAAGAUUCUAGUCCUAAUGCGGAGGUUCCGGACGAUUAUAACGCGUUCUUUAACUUCGUGGCGCCGUCGUGGGCCAACUUCAAGUUCGACCGACGCGCGAUCCUGGACUGCCUCACCUGAAAUAGGCCAGAGUGCCGCGCGGUUACCUCAAAUGCUAAAGCAAUUGAUGUUUGUGAACUCAACAAUUGGCUUUAAUAAUUU
Messenger RNA from Ostrinia furnacalis (Asian corn borer), 1505 nucleotides. It is a transcript of the gene DCP2, whose product is annotated as decapping mRNA 2. The record is from RefSeq and is a predicted model, not a curated record. The transcript is spliced from 4 exons. NCBI's taxonomy places the organism in Eukaryota, Metazoa, Arthropoda, Insecta, Lepidoptera, Crambidae. Bases 102 to 1424 code for a protein of 440 amino acids. Gene Ontology annotation, biological process: deadenylation-dependent decapping of nuclear-transcribed mRNA; nuclear-transcribed mRNA catabolic process, nonsense-mediated decay. Gene Ontology annotation, molecular function: 5'-(N(7)-methylguanosine 5'-triphospho)-[mRNA] hydrolase activity; RNA binding; manganese ion binding. Gene Ontology annotation, cellular component: P-body; cytoplasm.